AAAUAAAAAUAAACGCCUCACGUACUGGAGUCGGCACCCAUCGUUCACUUAAAAGAUCCGGCUCUUUGAACCAGCUCGUUCAGGAUCGACACGUCACUAGUUUAGUGUGUUGGACCUGACCAAAGCAGCAGUGAAAGGUGCACUAUGGGCCGCCUGGACGGGAAAGUGAUUGUGUUGUCGGCCGCCGCGCAGGGGAUUGGACGUGCUGCCGCAAUAGCAUUCGCGAAGGAGGGAGCUCGAGUCACAGCGACAGACAUCAACGGAGACAGGCUCAAAGAGUUGGACGGCGUUCCAGGGAUCAAGACGAAGGUCGUGGAUGUGACCAAGAAGGACCAAGUUGAAGCCCUGGCCAAGGAGCAUGAGCGCGUAGAUGUGCUGUUCAAUGUCGCAGGGUUCGUGCACCACGGCUCCAUCUUGGACUGCGAAGAGGCUGACUGGGACUUCACGAUGAACGUGAACGUCCGGAGCAUGUACCUCAUGUCCAGGGCUUUCCUGCCUAAGAUGUUGGCUCAGAAGUCAGGAAACAUAAUCAACAUGGCAUCUGUUGCAUCAAGCAUAAAAGGUGUUGUGAACCGGUGUGUCUACAGCACCUCCAAGGCCGCAGUGAUUGGGCUCACCAAAUCUAUAGCGGCUGAUUUCAUCGAUAAAGGCAUUCGCUGUAACUGUGUUUGUCCCGGUACCGUUGAUACUCCGUCACUGAGGGGCAGGAUCCAGGCCCAACCUGACCCAGAACAGGCUUACAAGGAUUUCAUGGCAAGACAGAAAACUGGCAGAAUGUGCACGGCUGAAGAGGUGGCGCACCUGUGUGUUUACCUGGCCUCGGAUGAGUCAGCCUAUGUGACCGGGACGGAGCAAAUCAUCGACGGAGGAUGGAGUCUCUGAGAAAAGACAGUUCUCGCUUGAAGCUCGAAUAAAAGUGCAUACAAUUUAAUCAGUUUUUGUAUUCACUGAUUCUGUGGACUCAGAUCUAUGCUGCACAUGCCAAAAAUAUGAAUUUGUUGAUUGACUAAUAAAUGGACUAUAAUAUAGUA
This is a messenger RNA of Larimichthys crocea (large yellow croaker), 1031 nucleotides long. It is a transcript of the gene bdh2, whose product is annotated as 3-hydroxybutyrate dehydrogenase, type 2. Gene Ontology annotation, biological process: siderophore biosynthetic process. The transcript is spliced from 10 exons. NCBI's taxonomy places the organism in Eukaryota, Metazoa, Chordata, Actinopteri, Sciaenidae. The record is from RefSeq and is a predicted model, not a curated record. Gene Ontology annotation, molecular function: 3-hydroxybutyrate dehydrogenase activity. The coding region runs from base 145 to 882 and encodes 245 amino acids. Gene Ontology annotation, cellular component: cytoplasm.